Molecule: messenger RNA, 1123 nt
Organism: Cygnus olor (mute swan)
Lineage: Eukaryota; Metazoa; Chordata; Aves; Anseriformes; Anatidae
Gene: KCNE3
Product: potassium voltage-gated channel subfamily E regulatory subunit 3
Exons: 2
Coding region: 96-725 (209 amino acids)
Biological process (GO): ventricular cardiac muscle cell action potential; negative regulation of delayed rectifier potassium channel activity; potassium ion export across plasma membrane
Cellular component (GO): membrane
Molecular function (GO): delayed rectifier potassium channel activity; transmembrane transporter binding; potassium channel regulator activity
Source: RefSeq, a predicted model, not a curated record
CCCAUUUCGCAGCAGCCGGCUGGGCUCCAGUGGUUGGGGACGGGAGCAUCCCGGGCGGGCUCGGUGCCCGCUGUGAGGGCUCGGGGACGGCGGGGAUGUCCGGAGGAGGGACAGGAAAGCGUGACCGGCAGCGUGCGGGGAGGGAAGCGCAGGAUCCGGCUGGGUGGCUCUCCCGGCCCCAUAAAACCUCUUGCAUCCGGGCUCGGGGGCCACGGCGGGACCUGAGGGGCUGGGGACAGGCUGGUGGCCCUGUCGGGGCUGGGUGGCUUUGGCAGGUGGCUCUGCCCCGGGAAGGGGAGGAGGCUGCGGCACUCCCAGCCCGGCUGGCGGCCGCGAUGCUCCAGUCCCGGCUCAGCCUGGCAGCCGUGCAGGCACCGAGAGCACCCGGUGAGCCCACCGCGGGGGCUGACAGCUCCCACUCGCACAGGCUCGGCGAGGAGAUGGAGGAUGACAACCGGACGGAGCCGUGGCACCGGAGCCUCCAAGCGAUGCUGGAUGCCUUGAACCAGACGCUGCACGGGGCCAUCCUGCGCCCCGCCGCCCCGCGCAAUGCCAGCGCCCGCGCUGGCCGGGACGACAACGCCUACAUGUACAUCCUCUUCGUCAUGACGCUCUUCGCCGCCACCGUGGGCAGCCUCAUCCUGGGCUACACCCGCUCCCGCAAGGUGGACAAGCGCAGCGACCCGUACCACGUCUACAUCAAGAACAGGGUCUCCAUGAUCUGAGCCUGGCCCCGACGCCGCCUGCAAAGCCCCGCGGUGCCCAAGGGGUGCUGAGCCCCCCGGUGCGGGGCAGGAGCUGGGCUCCUUGUGCCUGGCACGACCCGCAGGCAGGUCCCGGUGCCGCAGAGCCGUCCCGGCUGGGGACAUGGGGACACGGGGAGGGCAGAGGCAGCUCCUUUCCCACCAUUCCCAUGCCCUGCUGAGUUUGGCAGGGGCUGUGAAGAAGGAAAAUUUGCCACUUCCCUGCUCGGACCAGCCAGCAUCGCCCUCCAAAGCGUGCCGUGGGGUGCCAGGAGCUUAGUGAUGUGGGCUCGUGGGUUUUCCUGGUGCUAAAAGCUGUCAUUUUAGAAUGGCGUUGGGCCACCCUUUGCUGGCGGGGAAUUAAAGGAGAUGCUGGUUCC